CUCAGCAGACGCGCCACAUUUUGCCUUUCGGCAGUCUCUUUCCCGGAGGCAUUCUCGGGAAAAUCAUGCAGAAACUGAUGCGGUCCUACAUCAUGUUUUUCCACCCAGUGCUUGCGAACUUCAAGGGGCUCCUAGCGCUCUUCCUCGGUGUCCUCUGCAAGGUCCGUCUCCCGCAGCUGAUUAACGCAGUCUUUGGAGCGAUCUUCCGGGCAAAACGUCGCGCCGGGCGCUACAUCCACAAAUUCUUCUUUAAAACCAUUUCUCUCCGCAAAGACAUCACCGGGAAGAUCCUCGUUGACGAUCUAGUCAGGGGGUCGGGAGCCGUGAUGAUCACUCUGCUCUUUCAGCUCCACGGUGUUGAUAUCGAUGCCAUCAGUCGACGUGGAGGGGCCGUCGAGUCAGGCGUUCUCGCCGGCCAGGGCGUGUGGACCUUGUCCGAUGGUCUCUUCGUCGGCUUGAAGGAUUUCGGCCAACUCUUCCGAGCCUAUUUUGAACGAUACGUAAAUCUCACAUCCGCAAUCCACACCUACUGCGCAAAGCAAACGACCAACUUCUUCACAGAAACCGAACUCGAUGAAUUCUAUAACGGCGAAAACGUCGACAGAAUUCCCCCUCGUGAAAGACUGUUGGCAUGGCUCCAGAUACCUAUGGCCGCCA
Molecule: messenger RNA, 657 nt
Organism: Toxoplasma gondii ME49
Lineage: Eukaryota; Apicomplexa; Conoidasida; Eucoccidiorida; Sarcocystidae
Product: rhoptry neck protein, putative
Exons: 4
Source: RefSeq, a predicted model, not a curated record